UGCCCAGCAGUGAUUGGACACAAACUGCAGGCAGAGAUACUAGCUGGAUUAGGUGUCCAGAUCAGCUGUGAGUUAGCUGAAGCAUUCCAGGCUGCAGAGGACUGAAAACUAGAAGUGGAACAGAACUGAACUGGUUAGGUGGAGCACGGAGAGCUGUGGGCUGCAGGAGACGGAAGACUGGAACAGAACUGAUGCGAUGGAAAAUGCAGAUUCCUGACACCUGCCUCCUAUAGCACUGGUCUCCACUCUCCUGCCGUUUGGCUCAGUGACAGUGUCCAUCCUGCUUCUUAUCCUCUCCACCCUUUCAUAAAUCAGAUCGAUGCAGGAAAGAUGAUUCCCAUUUAAGUUUUGAAGAGAUAAAUGCUGACGAGUUGCAGGCUGGCUGUAAUACUCAUAUGGAUUACAGGCAGGUGUCCCAGCUUUGGGUCACUAAUCAGCGUCUGGCAGAUCAGCUUAAGACAACAUCCUGGAGUGAAAAUAGAGGGAUCCACGGAUGUGAGUAACGGACCCUUCUCUCUGGCAUGGAGAAAGAGUAUGAUGUCAUCGUGUUGGGGACCGGACUGAAGGAAUGCGUGCUGUCGGGGAUAAUGUCUGUUAAUGGAAAAAAAGUUUUGCAUAUAGAUCGGAAUAACUACUAUGGAGGAGAAAGUGCGUCGAUCACGCCACUGGAAGAGCUAUAUCGAAGGUUUAAUGUGAUUGGUCCUCCAGAGCCCAUGGGUAGAGGCAGAGAAUGGAAUGUCGAUCUCGUACCCAAAUUUCUUAUGGCCAAUGGGCAGCUGGUGAAGUUGCUUCUAUACACAGAAGUGACCCGAUAUAUCGAUUUCAAGGUGGUGGAUGGAAGUUACGUGUACAAAGCUGGAAAGAUCCACAAGGUGCCGUGCACAGAGGAAGAGGCCUUGGCCUCUGACUUAAUGGGUAUGUUCGAAAAGAGACGUUUCCGUAAAUUCUUACUAUUUGUUUUGAACUUUAAUGAACAUCGCAUCAAGACCCAUCACGAUAUAGAUCCCAAGAGAAUGACCAUGCGGGAAUUGUAUCGGAAAUUUGACCUAGGUCCAGAGGUCAUGGCAUUUACUGGUCACGCCCUGGCCUUGUACAGGACAGACGACUACUUGGAUCAGCCGUGUUUAGAGACCAUAAACCGAAUCAAGCUGUAUUGUGAGUCCCUGGCUAAAUACAGCAAAAGCCCUUACCUGUACCCUCUGCAUGGCCUGGGUGAGCUGCCGCAGGGCUUUGCCAGGCUGAGUGCUUUGUACGGUGGAAUUUACAUGCUCAAUAAACCCGUAAAUGAGAUCCUAAUGGAAAAGGGAAAGGUGGUUGGCGUGCGGUCCCAGGGAGAGAUCGCAUACUGUAAGCAGUUAAUCUGUGACCCCAGUUAUGUCCCUGACCAAGUGAAGAAGACGGGGAAGGUGAUACGCGUUAUCUGCAUCCUCAGCCAUCCAAUCAGGAACACAAACGAGUGCACAUCUUGCCAAAUCAUCAUCCCCCAGACGCAAGUCAACAGAAAAUCAGACAUCUACGUGUGCAUGGUCUCCUGUUCGCACUGUGUCGCAUCGGAUGGGAAAUACAUUGCUAUAAUUAGCACAACAGUCGAAACUGAGAAUCCACAGACUGAGAUCCAGCCGGCUCUAGAACUACUGGAACCUGUUGAUCAGAAAUUUGUAUCCAUUACGGACCAGUAUAUCCCGAAACACGACGGAACAAAGAAUCAGAUUUUUAUCUCCCGGUCAUACGAUGCCACCACUCACUUUGAGACGACCUGUGAUGACAUUAAAGACAUCUUCAAAAGAAUGACAGGUGCCACUUUGGACUUCAGAGACAUGUGGACUGCAAUCUCGGAGGCAGACAAAGAGGACGCAAAGUGACUUUUAUUUCAUUGAUUUUUCCAUUUAAAUAUUAAUAUUUGUAUUUUCACUGCCUUUGUUCCACUGCAUCUUGAAUUUUAUGUGGAUAUUGGAAAUGUUUUCCUUGCUUUCCGGACAGUUUUUUUUUUUUUUUGCUGUCAUAUAUCAGUGAUACUUCUUGCUUCAAAAACUCAUCCUAUGUUUAUGUUAUCUCCUAUAUAAUAGCCUUGUGACUCUGUGCCUGCAUUUCUAACGCUGGGCGGAGUCACAGGCACAGAUCUGGGUGGCUGGAUGCAGGCCAGGAACAGUCCCCUCCCUUGGUCCGCCCAUCCCCGCCCAGUCCCCUCCCAAUCUCCGCCCAGUCCCCUCUUUCCCUCCUCCCCGUACACACCCUGCACCCUGGUGAGUUGUGACACUGCAGCCGGUGAGUCUUGCCAGACAGUGCGGCUGAGAAUGCUGUGGACGACCUCGGCCUGCCGCACCCGCCCCCCUCCCACCUGCGGCACCCACAGCCUCCACAAUAUACGCCCCUCACCCGCGGCACAUGCCCUGCGCCACCCCGCACCCUCCCACCCGCUUCACCCACACCUGCAGCGCCCCUCGCCCACCCGCGGCACUCCCUCCCCCACCCGCGGCAGACGCCCCUCCCCCACCCAUUGCACCCACAUCUGCAGCACCCCCCGCCCCUCUCCCACCCGUGGCACUCCCGCCCCUCCCCCACCCGCGGCACUCUCGCCCCUCCCCCACCCAUUGCACCCACACCUGAAGCACCCCCCGCCCCUCCCCCACCCGCGGCACUCCCGCCCCCUCCCCCACCCAUAUAACCCACACCUGAAGCACCCCCUGCCCCACCCGCGGCACUCCCGCCCCUCCAGCACCCGCGGCAGACGCCCCUCCCCCACGCACGGCACUCUCGCCCCCUCCCCCACCCAUUGCACCCACACCUGAAGCACCCCCCGCCCCUCCCCCACCCGCAGCACUCCCGCCCCUCCAGCACCCGCGGUACAUGCCCCUCCCCACCCAUGGCACUCCCGCCACCUCCCCCACCCGUAGCACCCACACCUGCAGCACCCCCUCCCCCACCCGCGGCACCCCCCCGCCCCUCCCCCACCCGUGGCACCCACACCACCCACCACAUCUGUCCUCCACCCACGGUACACGCCCCUCCCCCACCCACACCACUCCCGCCCCCUCCCCACCCGUAGCACCCUCAAACCCCGGCACCCC
Molecule: messenger RNA, 3068 nt
Organism: Pseudophryne corroboree (corroboree frog)
Lineage: Eukaryota; Metazoa; Chordata; Amphibia; Anura; Myobatrachidae
Product: rab GDP dissociation inhibitor alpha-like
Exons: 13
Coding region: 522-1862 (446 amino acids)
Biological process (GO): protein transport; small GTPase-mediated signal transduction; vesicle-mediated transport
Cellular component (GO): cytoplasm
Molecular function (GO): Rab GDP-dissociation inhibitor activity
Source: RefSeq, a predicted model, not a curated record